AUGGGAUUGGACGUGGUGCUUGCAUCAAGUUAUUUUGCAGGUUGUGCUGGCAUUCUGGCACAUGUUGCAGACGUCUUGACAUGCUACAGUGCUCGUCCAGAGUUGGAUCAGCUCUUCCACACACCUGGCGACAUUCUCGACUUUCGCAAGGCUUCUGUCAUGAUGGCGGAAAAGACAACUUGGGAGCUUGCGGCAGGACAUGUGUUGGCGCUGAUCUUUAUCCCAAGUGGCUUUGCAGGUACCUGCUUACUUUACAAGGUCUUGAAGCCUCAGUACAGAUGGCUUCGCUGGCCCUUGGUUCUGUUGCUCUUCGCAUUCUAUGUGGCUGGUGCCUUGAUGCAUUGCUCCUUUACUUUUGUGGGCCUCCUUGCAAGUGCCCCUGCACGGGGACAUGUUGUACCAGCGGGCCUCUCUGCAGACUUCCAGCCGUUCUUUGAGAUUAUUUGCCGUCUUGUGGGGGAGAUUGCCAUGCUUCCAGGAUGCAUCUUCACCUUCAUCCUCCUAGCAGCCGGUGCGACGGAGCUUCCGCGCUGGACCGCGCUUCUCACGCCGGGCCCCCUGCAGCUGCUCGUCGCCGCCGUUGCUCCACACACAGCCUUGACUUUCCGAAUGUACAUGCUGGUCAGCAUUUACAACCUCUCUAGUGGCAUAUGGCACCUCACGCUAGCCACAGCCUACGCGCUUGGCGGGAAGCGGAGUUCGCUCAAGGAGUCAUAG
Symbiodinium necroappetens is the source of this 717-nucleotide messenger RNA. NCBI's taxonomy places the organism in Eukaryota, Dinophyceae, Suessiales, Symbiodiniaceae. The record is from the annotation of a GenBank genome assembly.